Messenger RNA from Effrenium voratum, 570 nucleotides. The record is from the annotation of a GenBank genome assembly. Lineage: Eukaryota; Dinophyceae; Suessiales; Symbiodiniaceae.
AUGGCAGUCAUCAUGGCGAUUGGCGGUGAAGAGGUCAUGAGUGCGGAGGAACUUGCUGCAUGGCUCCAAGAUCAGCUUGGCGCUCGGAGAGCUGGGGCAAGCUUUGUGGAUCAGCUGAGGCGGGAGGUAGCCCAGCGGCGCGGCCUUUCCAAUUUCAGGCAGCUUCGCAUCCUCAGUGCGAGUGGUGCAUCGACGUCUGGCAGCUGGGACGCAGUGGGGCCGUUUUCCGUCAUCGUGAGGCUGGUGGAAGUUAUGGAUUGCUUGCUGCAGCUUGGCGCCAACAUGCACCAAAAGGACCGUUAUGGCUACACACCUGAGGAGGAGCUGCAAAACACCAAGUGCUUCGCCUUGCAUCUGAACUUCGGCAACGAGGACGUGGGCUCCUGGCUGCGGGUGUCUUUGCUGGCGCCCAAAAAGCUGCAGCCGGCCCUCGCCUGGCUCGCAAGGCAAGCGAGCGCCCAACGCGAGCUUACUGCCAAGGAGCUGCUUGCUGCUUCCAAGUGCAGCUGGCCGAGCUUGGCGAGGCUCCUGCAGGUGCUGCAGUACUGUGGCUACAUCCAUCCGCUCUGA